GCGAGCAGCCCCGCUGGAGCCAGCGCAGGGUCUGGGACGCAGUUGGGAGCGCAGAGGGCUGGCUGGGCGCCACAGCAGCGAGCAGCAGGCUGGGGCCGGGGCCUCCUGGGUGACAGGCCCUGAGCGGCUGGAAAAAUGAGCAGACAGCGGCAGAGAAGAGGCUGCAUCUAGAGUAAGGGCGGCCUCACUCUCUUACCUGAGCCGACGGGACCAAGGAAUUUAGAACAACGUCCCCCCACCCCGACUGUAAGGAAGACAUUUGCUUUCCAGAGCAGCACCCUUGAACUGAGACAGCUCUGAGUGGAAGUGGGUCCUUGGAGCCUGGAACACCACCCCACACUCCUUCCCUGAGGCCUCUAGGCCCCAGAGAGGACCCGGACUUAGAAAGGAGGCCAGACAGCCCUUGCUGUGCCCCUGGGGAGAGAGGACGUUCCCUGCCUGUCCGCAGGUCCAGGAGGAGCUGGGCUGAGCAACAGUGGGGACCUGGCCCCUGAAGCCACGGCGGCCAUGUCUCGGCCAGGCCAGGGUGUGAUGGUGCCCGUGAACGGGCUGGGCUUCCCGCCGCAGAACGUGGCCCGGGUGGUGGUAUGGGAGUGGCUGAAUGAGCACAGCCGCUGGCGGCCCUACACGGCUACAGUGUGCCACCACAUUGAGAAUGUGCUCAAGGAGGACGCCCGCGGCUCCGUGGUCCUGGGGCAGGUGGACGCUCAGCUGGUGCCCUACAUCAUCGACCUGCAGUCCAUGCACCAAUUUCGCCAAGACACAGGCACCAUGCGGCCCGUGCGGCGCAACUUCUACGACCCGUCGUCGGCGCCGGGCAAGGGCAUCGUGUGGGAGUGGGAGAACGACGGCGGAGCGUGGACAGCCUACGACAUGGACAUCUGCAUUACCAUCCAGAACGCCUACGAGAAGCAGCACCCGUGGCUUGACCUCUCGUCGCUCGGCUUCUGCUACCUCAUCUACUUCAACAGCAUGUCGCAGAUGAACCGUCAGACGCGCCGGCGCCGCCGCCUUCGCCGCCGCCUGGACCUGGCCUACCCGCUCACCGUCGGCUCCAUCCCCAAGUCGCAGUCGUGGCCCGUGGGCGCCAGCUCAGGCCAGCCCUGCUCGUGCCAGCAGUGCCUGCUGGUCAACAGCACGCGUGCCGCCUCCAAUGCCAUCCUGGCCUCGCAGCGCCGCAAGGCGCCCCCCGGCGCCCCGCCGCAUCCGCCACCCGGAGGGCUUCCAGGCACGCUCCCCGUGCGCCCCAGCGCCAACUUAGCCGGCGGAGCGCUCUGGGCCGCGCCCACUGUCGGCCCUACUGAGCCCGCGCCGCCCCCCAGGGCGCCCCCGCGGAGCCCCAGCGCCCUCGGCAGCGCGCCCACCGCCGGGCAGAACAACCUCAACCGGCCUGGGCCCCAGCGCACGACCAGCGUGAGCGCGCGCGCCUCUAUCCCUCCAGGAGUCCCCGCACUCCCGGUGAAGAACUUGAAUGGUACCGGGCCGGUCCACCCGGCCCUGGCAGGGAUGACCGGGAUCCUGUUGUGUGCGGCCGGGCUGCCAGUAUGCCUGACGCGGGCCCCCAAGCCCAUCCUGCACCCACCGCCCGUGAGCAAGAGCGACGUCAAGCCCGUGCCCGGAGUGCCCGGCGUGUGCCGCAAGACCAAGAAGAAGCACCUCAAGAAGAGUAAGAACCCUGAGGAUGUGGUCCGAAGGUACAUGCAGAAGGUGAAGAACCCACCUGAUGAGGACUGCACCAUCUGCAUGGAGCGAUUGGUCACUGCUUCAGGCUACGAGGGUGUGCUGCGGCACAAGGGCGUGCGGCCCGAGCUUGUGGGCCGCCUGGGCCGCUGCGGCCACAUGUACCACCUGCUGUGCCUCGUGGCGAUGUACUCCAAUGGCAACAAGGAUGGCAGCUUGCAGUGCCCCACCUGCAAGGCCAUCUACGGGGAGAAGACAGGCACCCAGCCGCCCGGGAAGAUGGAGUUCCACCUCAUCCCCCACUCACUGCCCGGCUUCGCAGACACCCAGACCAUCCGCAUCGUCUACGACAUCCCCACAGGCAUCCAGGGCCCUGAGCAUCCCAACCCCGGCAAGAAGUUUACGGCCAGAGGCUUCCCGCGGCACUGCUAUCUGCCUAACAACGAGAAGGGCCGGAAGGUGCUUCGGUUGCUCAUCACCGCCUGGGAGCGGAGACUCAUCUUCACCAUUGGCACGUCGAACACCACCGGCGAGUCGGACACCGUAGUGUGGAACGAGAUCCACCACAAGACCGAGUUCGGAUCCAACCUCACGGGCCAUGGCUACCCGGACGCCAGCUACCUAGACAACGUGCUGGCCGAGCUCACAGCCCAGGGUGUGUCCGAGGCUCCGGCCAAGGCCUGAGGUCCGAGGCUGCCCACCUUCCCUCCUGCUUUGCCCCUGGUCCGGCACACGCCUUCCACCGCCCGGGCGGAAGGCUUGGAUUAGAGAGUCCUGGUGGCCCGAGUUCAGGGCUGGGGAGGAGCUUCGGAAAGAGCUAGAAGCAUUCAGGGGAUUUGGGAUGUUGGGAGGACAUGAGGCUAGCCAGCUCCGAUCCACAGUUCCCUGAGAGCGCCGCAGAGAGAGAGUUCCAGAAACCACAGCGACCUCCCUACCAAAAAGACAGACCCACCACCCUCACACACAAACACACGUGUCCUGUUGAACACAUGCACGCACACACACGUGCCUCUACUUACCCCCAGCUAGGGGAGAAGAGACGGGAAGACCCCGUGGUGCCCAUUGGGGAUCCCCAUCUGUGUCUAUCGCAUCUGUACAGGCUUGACUGCAAAAAGAGGGUUCGGGGCAAGCACCUAGGACCCGCUGGGGCCUCUGGGCCAGGGCCUUGGGAAACUCAGUCGGCCCCCAUGCCUCACCCGCCCUUGUAGCAUCACCACCCAUCUCUGCCACCCAUUGCUGAGCACUUGUGUGCUGGUGGGGUGGGAGCCCCCAGAUUCCUGAGCAGUUUUGCAGAGAGAUGAGCCAGAGAGGGGGGACUAGAGAUACCUUAUUUUGCGCUUGUGUCUCUUUGUCCUUCUGGGAGCUGACCUCCUUCCUCCGGCCUCCCACUCCCAGGCCAUAUGUCUGUCCAGAGAAAGGCACUGUUCUCCCCUCCCCACUCCAUCCUCUUCACCAAAUCACUCCCAACUUCGAGAUCCAAAGGCUGGAGCUUCUGGCUUCAGGAGCAAGAUGAGAAGGCCUAGCUUAGGCCAGCGUGCUUAAAAAACAUAGCGGACAGCAAAGAGUCAAUUUUCCUCUCCUUGGGAGUGGGCAGCGGGGUGGCUGAUAGUCUCCGGCCAACCAGGGGCCUGUUGCCCAGGCAACUCACCAGCUCCGCCUCUGUUGAUUGGCUGCCACGCGGAAGUCAGCCAAGAUUUAAAGGGACGCCAGCGAUCGCUCUUUUGAAAACCUACCAGUCCCACUGUGGGUGGAGAAAUAAAUGGUCUUUCUCCUCCUCA
This is a messenger RNA of Trichechus manatus latirostris (Florida manatee), 3458 nucleotides long. It is a transcript of the gene DTX1, whose product is annotated as deltex E3 ubiquitin ligase 1. The transcript is spliced from 9 exons. The record is from RefSeq and is a predicted model, not a curated record. Gene Ontology annotation, biological process: protein ubiquitination; Notch signaling pathway. Lineage: Eukaryota; Metazoa; Chordata; Mammalia; Sirenia; Trichechidae. Gene Ontology annotation, molecular function: ubiquitin protein ligase activity; zinc ion binding. Gene Ontology annotation, cellular component: nucleoplasm. Bases 508 to 2364 code for a protein of 618 amino acids.